CAAAUGAUUGACAUAUUCUUGAAGUGUAUAAAGCGACAUGGAAAUACUUCGGAAAUAUAAACAAAAUGGAUAUUUUACACCUGAAUUGUUUCAUUUACUUGAGAAGAAAAAAGUUGUGGAAGCAUCCGAAGAAAUUAAACCAUCGGUGUAUGAAAGAGAAAUGAGGAUGAGCACAACUGAACGAUUACAAACUUUAAACAGCUUCUUGAUAGAUAAUAUAAUCAUUACUGAAAAAGAUAGGAAAAUACGACAGCAUGUGAUACUGUCGUUUACACCAAGAAUUAUAAUAUUCCAAAACUAUAAACCUAACGAAAAAGUCGUUGCGAAAUUCUUAGUCAAAAAUAUUAGCACUACUCCGACUUAUAUGAAAAUGGUGUUUAAAGAAUCAUCUUAUUUCUCUAUAAAACUGAACAAGGAUCAGCCUGUAUCAAGACUAGCUCCCGGCAUGAACAUUGCGUAUAUCGUCACUUUUGUACCCACACAAAUGGAGGACUACGUUCAUAGAGUCGUAUUUUAUACUGACAGAGAUCAGUAUGUUUUACCCUUGAUAGCUGUGGGUCCUAAACCGAUCCUCAAUUUACCGGACGAACUGGUUAUUCCUAAAGCCCCUUUGAAGGUGGAGAGUAGUUAUUUACUAACAGUUUGUAACAUUGGUGCGGUACCAGCCGGAUUUACAUUGGACGCUAAAUGUCCAUUUUCUGUAGAACCGAAAUCAGCAUAUCUUGACUGUAAUGAGAAAAUUGAAAUAAAAGUUACUUUUAAAACGAUGCAUUUAGGAAUUGUAGAAGGCACAUUGCGUGUGAUGUUUGAAACAGGAGAAAUAUUUAAGAUAGCAGUAUCCGGUACAGCGCAUACUGUGAACGUAGUAUUAGAAAAACAAAUUGUCAGAUUUCCAGAUACCUACAACGGUAUGGUGCGACAACAAACGUUUAAAAUUACCAACAAAUCUGAUUACGUCCUUACUUACGUUUGCAUGAAGAAUGAAUCGGUUUUCUAUGAUUUCAAAGACAAAAUCAAACUUGCGACCGUGUUCUACAAUAUGAAGGAGAGUGAGGCCGCUAAAUGUGCGAAGUUAGUCCGCUACGAUGUGCUGACCAGCGCCGAGCACGAGAGAGUUUACACCAGGAUAUUCUAUGAUGAGAUACAAGCUCUUGUCGCAGAUGAAACUUUAUUAUUUCAGAAUACUCAUUUCUCAAUGUCACCUAUCAAAGGUCAGCUGUGGCCAAAUAAAACGACAGAAAUAGUUAUAACGUUCGCGCCCAAACAAAUAGGAGAUCUGGACGCGUUAGUUUAUCUAGAUAUAGAUGGAGUUAGUGAUAGAGUUAUGUUGAAAUUAACCGGCACAGCAUUGCCGCCCAACAUACAUCUGAAUCUCGAAACUCUCGAUAUGAGUUCAGUUUAUAUCAAUAUACUUUAUAAUUAUGAAAUAAUUGCAAUUAAUAAAGGUCAUAUAAAUGGUGUUAUUGCAUACAAAGAUGUAGUAACACUUUUCGGAAGCAAAAUAACGUGUACUCCGGAGUACAGGUGUUUGAGACCCGGUGAAAAGGACAUUUUUGUUGUUUCCUUCUUUAAUUCUAACCCUGGUCCAUUCUUCGAAGAGAUUAAUUUUGUCAUACGCGACACGGACGUUAAACUAAAAGUCUAUUUAAAAGGUACCGUUAUCUAUCCGUCAAUAAAAUUCAGUGUGCCUUCGUUGGACUUUGGUGACGUGAGUUUAGGUGUUCCUAAAACACUAUUACUGGACAUAAUAAAUGAAUCCAAUGUACUGGUUUCGGGUACUGUUUCCAUACCAUCAGACGGCUUGGAAAUCAGGAGCAUCACGUUGACAGAUUACGCUGUAAAUGACAUCUCUAAACCGGAGUUGCCAACAAUGCCGCAAGAAUUUAAAAUCGAACCCAAGAAAAUAAUUAUUGACCCCGAAUCUAUUUUUACUGUCAAGAUCACGCUGACGGCAAAUUUAAUAAGAAACAAUAGUACAUCAUUCGAGUUGGAAUUUGAGAAGUCUGACAAGAGACCGAUAGUGUUGCCAGUGACGUACAAUGCUAUGGUGCCGCAGAUUAUACCCGCACCUGAUUUACACCUGAGAGCGUGUUUCAGAGGCUUCCCUUAUGUUAAUGAUGUAAACAUACAAUCUAAUAAUUUCCUAGGGUACUUUGUUGUGGAAGAACCUGAGGAAUCAAUAUUUAAUGUUAUUAUUGAUGUAAAAGAAGGUUAUAUAGAACCAAACAGCACAACAUGUUUCAAGCUUACGACAACGGCUACUGCUCUCGGUUCCCAUGAAUUUCCUCUACGGUUACGUCUUUUCGGUGUACCAGACCCGAUACAAAUAUGUUUUGUAACUGGUUACGGAGUCAGUCCGAUAGUAACUUGCAGUCCGACGUUCCUGCACUGGGGCCAAGUGAAAUUGUUAAAGAAAUCACAAAAAACUUUAAUACUAUGCAACGAUUCGCCAGUUAAAGUGAAUUUUAGGACGUAUUGGUUUAACCGCGAGAAUAAAUGGCAAAUAGAACCCGAAGAAGGCGUUGUGGAGGAAGAAUCAGAGAUUAAUCUGACAGUGAGUUUGACUCUGGUGGAUGCAGAAACCUAUAACAAUAAAGUUGUCAUACAAUUGGAAGAUACGAAAGAUAUCUUUGUCCCAUUGACAGUGACGGGAGUGGGUACGAGCAUAGUGAUAGGAGACUUGGGAGACAAGAUUGAACUCGGACACCAUUUCACUCGCAUCCCGUUGAAUUGUAAAAUAAUGAUGGAAAAUAAGGGCACGCGCCUUCACGCCUUGGAGUGGAGCGAACAUUACAAGACGCCGAAAAACAAGCAACAUGCACUAGCAUUUUUUAACUUAGAACCCAGGUCUUUUAAGAUGAAUGCCGGUGAACAGUUGGAAUUGACAAUAACUGGUCUUUCGCAUAAAGUGACCGUAGUGAAGGAAAUAUGGUACUUAGUGGGCAGCAUCGAAGGUAUUAACAAGAAGGAACUAUUGCUGGAAUGCAAAAUUACCGCAGAGUUUGUUGAUCCUAAAAUAGAAAUAUCUACGCCUUCAAUGGAGUUCCAAUAUGAUAAUGGUCCUUACAAUGAGUAUUAUAGAUUAACAGACAUUCUCAUAAUAAAAAAUGUAUCAACAUUGCCGUUGGAUUUAGAGAUUACUAUAAAACCACCAUUUGCUUUAAUACAAAAGCAGAGUUCAUACAAAAUUAUACCUGGCGAGGAGGAUUUUUGUCACUGCAUAACUUAUACGGAGUCCGAUUUGAAAUUGUGUAAUAUAACAGCUGAUAAUAAUCGGGAAGAAUCAACUAAAUUGAUAGAUUUCUUAACACUGCAACCAGUUUAUCCAUUACGUGAGGGGAGCUUGCAGUUUUUUGAAGACAUUCACAAGAUAAAACGUAUUUUCAACUUGACUCAUAUUAUUGAGGAACACUUGGAGGACCAAGAAAUGAUGAAAGUACAAGCUUUAUUCGACACAACGAAACACACGUCUUUGAAGGCUCGCAUCUAUAGUGAUGCUAUCAAAAUAAAAUUUAAGGGUCAUAAGAACAAGGAUUCCGUAAAAGUUAUCGGAAAAAUAAAUUUCCCUAACAUACUUGUGUUAACACCGAGGAUUGAUUUUCAAUGUCUACUAAAUGAUGAUAUUGAAGGAAAGUCUAUAAAAAUACAAAACGUCACCCCACUCAUUGCUUGUUACCAGCUGAGUUGGAGAAAGAUCUUAAUAUCACCGAUUGCAUCCACUAUGUCUGGACCUAAUUUACAAGAAAUUGACGGUAUACCGAUAAAACCUGAACAUAGUCCCGCAUUGUCCAGUACAGUCGCACCUUAUCGAGGCGAUCUAUUGUCUUAUAAAAUGAUUAAUACCAACAGUUCAACUGCCACAACAAUAGAAAUAGAACCAGAGUCAAAACUCAAUAUGAAAUUAAAAAAUACAGUUCUGAAAGUGGCUUUGCCAAUGAUAGAUGAUCAAUUUGAACCGAAGUUUAAAUGGUUACACAAAUUCCCUGAGACAACAGAGGUUGAAGGUGAUCUCUUUAACAGUUUGUUGAUAUUAAUACCUCAUAGAGGUAAAUUGAAGCCAAAUGAAGUACAGUAUAUAAAUGUGAUGUUUCGACCGAGAAUCAACAUGAACGUCAGAGGUAUAAUAGAAUGCCAAGUCCUCGGAGGACCGACAGAAUACAUAACCGUGACUGGACAAUCGUCGUAUCUGAUGUACACUCUCAGUACUACAAAAAUAAAUAUGAAAAUAAGAUCAUUCCAUGAGAACGCAUUUGAAUAUUUGCGUAUUAUAAAUAAAGCUCUUUUACCUUUUGAAUUUAGAACUUAUUUGAAUGAGCCGAAAUUCGAAAAUGAUUUAUACGGAACGAUUUUGGAUAUUAUUCCCGCUGAUAAGUUAUUACAGUCUGAAGAAACGACCGAUAUAAAAGUUUACACGAGACCUGGAGUACUGGGAUAUUUUAAGAGACAGUUUUUAUUGGAAAUCGGACAUUUGCCUGUGAUUCCAAUAAAAGUAUACGGUUGGGGAGUGAUACCUCAAGUUUAUUUGUCAAUACCGAGACCCUAUUUAAGUGAAGCUGAUCCCGAGCUGGGUUACUUCGCAAUCGCCACGUUGACAGACAGAUAUCUUGAAUCUUUGAAUGCAAUGUUUAAGAAACAUGUAUCAGAACAUUUAAACUCACCGUUAGUUGAAAGAUGUUUUGAAGAUCCAAUAUUUACAACAGACUGGCAUUUGUGCUCUGUAUUGGACGCGUAUCCAUCUGUAAUGGAUAUAGAAAUGGGAAUAGAAAGGAUAUUAGUAAUGAAUUAUCUAAAGUUGCAUCCAGAAAUAGUCGCCACGCAUUCCACUUCUAGUAAAACAAGGCCGAUCGCGGGAUUUAAUACUGUUCCCUAUAUAAUAGAUUACGGUGUAGUUAUUACUGGAUGUACGGUUGACUACACUAUUGAAGUGUUUAACUACGGGCCGUUGGUCACCAAACUGCAUCUGAGCAAGAACACAGUUGUUCCUGAUUGGUUAAUUUUAAAACUAUGUGGAAAAUUGAGUCCGGGCGAAGUCGGCCAUAUUGAUAUAACAUUUAACUCUGACAGUGAGAAUUUUCCCGAACCGGAACAGAAUGUUGAAGUUUCAAUUAAUUUAGAGGUACCGUAUGGCGUCACGAUUCCAGUUAAAUUUAAGGCUCUAUGCGCAGUUCCUUAUUUGGUAUCCAGUAUUCAAUCAGUUGAUUUUGGUUCUGUUAAAUGUGGCAAUAAAGUUAUUUAUUCAAUACCUUUGAAAAAUGUAGGAAAGCCUGUAUGUAUAUGGUACGCAACAUUGAAGCUCAAAAGCCCCGGCAUCAAUCCCAUAACGAUACUGGACAGUUCGGGAAAAUAUGAACCCGGAGAGAGCGAUUGGUUUAGCAUUGCUUUCAAGCCGACAGUGGAGAUGACAUACGAAGGUUUAAUAAUAUUUAGAUUCCAUAUGAAUCCAAAACGUAUGACUAUACCUUUCAUAGGCAAUGGGGUGAUGCCGCAAGUGCAUAUCAUUGGACCGAACAUAAGUUUCCCACCGACUUUACCGUGGGCUGAAACUACAGAACAUUUUUUUGGACUCACCAAUCCUUGUCCGUUCCCUAUAGAACUUAUUAUAGCUCAUAGCGAUACAAAAUGGCGAGAAGAAGAGGAAGUUUAUCAGAUGUUAGAAAGAUAUUACAACAAACCGGAAGAGAUGCUAGUUCCCGCAAUGAAACCCGGCACUGAAUUGCCUUAUGAAAUAAUUAACUUCUAUAAGAAAGUCAAAGAACAUGUGAAAAAAUAUCUAGACGAGGAAGCUGCGGGUACCAAAUCGGCCGCAGUCAGAGCAGCAUCGACUAAAAAAAUAAAAAGUCCUAAAAAAACACCUCGAUCACUCGAACCAUCGCCAAAACGACAAAGAACCGAAGCUGAAAUAAUGGCAGACGAGCUACGUUUAAUGAAAGAAAAUAAAAUUGAUCCACUACAGGAGUGUUUACACGAGAAUACAUACAAAGAUACACAAAGUGAAAGACAGACUAAAGGUCUAAUUGUUUUCUUUCACGGUUCUCCAGCCGAAGAGGGGCAAUGUCAAGAAAUUGCAUAUUCAGUGGGAAAACAUCUAAAAUUGCCUACGAUAAGUGUUGACAUGUGCUUUGUUGAGGCUCUUUGCAUCAGCAAUUCGGCAGCCAAAGAGAUUUUGGUUAAAGUUAUAGACGAAAUGUAUGAUAUUUCUAGAAUAGGAAUGAGGAAAGAAGAUGGAGGGGAAACAGAAGCGGAUUUGGAAGAAUUGUUCGACGAUGGUGAUGAAUUUGAAACAUUAUUAAAAAAGCUGGACGUUAUAACAAAUAGCAAAUCAAUCGCAACUCCAAAAUCAAAAGCCAGUGACAAAAAGAAGAAGAGAUCAGCCUCGUCUUUUGUAUCGCAAACUUUACUGGACGCCAUGGGAUCUACGACGAUGUUUAAUUUGGAAUUAAUUCAAGACCUAAUGACAGACUACUUUGAUCAACCCAAAUACAAUCGAGGUUUUGUUAUUGAUUCACUAACUAGUUUCAUAUUCAAAAGUCCUCCUGUUGUACUCACGACAGUUCUUAAAUGCAAAUCUUCGAUAGCGGAUAUACACUUGGUCUUGUGUCACUCUAGCUUCACUAAAUGGGCUCAAUUAUUCGAAGAUUCGCAAAAAGAGGAAGAUUUAUUGGAAGAAAAUAUCCCAAAGGUAUAUACUGAAGAUGAAAUAAAAGCAAUAGUGGAGGAAUUUGAAGAUAUGAGUUGCGAAGAAUACGAGAACUCGAAUCCUGAGUUAAAAUCUGUAUUCAUUUCCUAUGGCUUGGCAGAAAGACGUAAGAAGUAUCUGUCAAGGAAAGGAACCUCAGAUGACAUUACGAAGAGAGACAGGGAUGGAAAAGAUCGUAGUGCCAGAUCUCUUGUACCAACUGUUAGCGGCGAUGAGUCAAAAAAGAAAGCGAAAAAGGAAGAUGUAAAAGCAAAGCCAAAUAGCGAAUAUAUGGCAAUGAAUGUUAAAUAUAAUGAAUAUCAUAAAAAUGUCUACGACAGUUUGAUCAAUAUUGCAAAUAACUGGAUAGUGGAUCAGUGUGACAUGGGAUAUCCGCUCAUUGGACUUAACGGACAGAUCGUACAUUCAAGUCAAAAGAAAAUAAAAAAGAAAUCCGAAGUAUUGAUUCAGACAUCAGAAGAAUCAUUUACUGGACGAGGAUUUCCACUGACAAUUCUCAUGUGCCCUUGUUCAGAGUCUAAGCUUGCUCUGAUAAAUAUGUUCCUUAACUCCGAAACUGUGAUAGAGGCCUUAAGGAAAGAAGAGAAGAUCGAUACUCUUAAAUACCCUAUCAAGAAAAAGGAAUAUUCGGUUUUACUUCCAAAAUCUUUUCCGACAAUCCAUGACGAGGAAUCGCUAGCGUGGCGCUAUUUAGAUGAAUUAGCUAUAAAAAAAUGUGAAUGCAAUCUGAUCAAUGAUCUCAGCAUAAUAGAUGAUUUAUGUCAAGAUAAUGUUUUAAAUAUACUAUCUAAAUGGCACUGCACUUGUGGUAAAAAGGUAACUUCGUCGCAAACUUCUACAACUGAGAUACCGUUUACAUCGUCGACACGAAUUUCUACCGAAAAAAGCGAAAUAGACAUAUUUUAUCCAUUACCUUUGGGUAAAGUUAAAUCUACAACCGAACGGGACCAGCGGAUUGUGUUACAACCAGGCGAUUUAGUAAGGUGUAAAUAUACAUUUAGCCCAAAGAUUGAAGGGAAUUUUAAUUUAAAACGAUACGUGGAAGUCAAAGGAUGGCCUGCAUCGCAAGUAGUGAUAACUGUUGGUGGCAUUUGUGAUGUACCAAGAUUGGACAGUCGUCCGAAAAAAAUGUUCAAAGAUUUUGUAAGAAGAACAGUAGAAGAAAAGAUAUAUAAAGUGACAUAUUUAGACGAUGCUAAAGUAUUUCAAUUUGGUCCAAUAUUCACAGGCGCACAUCGAAUAUAUGAAGAAACGUAUACAAUUGAUUUGAAAAAUUCUUCCUUGAUCACCGCUUUCGUUGAGGUGGAAUUUCUAGGGGAAACUGAUGUUUUCCUCUUUGAUCAGCGCCGCUUAACGUUGGAGCCGGAGAGUCGAGGGAAAUUAACAAUAUCAGCUGCGCCGGCGGAGGUGGGUGAGCAUAAGAACGUUCUCAUGUUUUGUGUCAAAAACAAUCCGGAGAUCGUGACGGUGAAUAUAGCUUGCAGCGGAGUUGUACCGAUAGUUGAAGUUUUACCAAGCACCAAAACUAUUGAUUAUGGUAAACAUUUACUUUACCGUCGCAAAGAUGAUAGAUUUAUCGUCAAAAACGAUUCCAUUUUACCAAUAAAAUGGAAAAUAAGAAACGCUGAUGAUUUCUUGGAAGAUUUUAUAAUAUCACAAACGUCCGGUAUUAUACCUAGAUAUGACAAUCAAGUUGUUCCUGUAACAUACAUCGCUUGUCGAGUGGGAGUCAUAUCACACAAAAUGUUGACAGUAGAUAUAUAUGAUGCAGAAGGACGUGGCGAGCCAAUGAUAGUUGAUUCCUUAUAUCUCUCGGCUGAAUGCUAUGACGUGAUGGUAGACUGCGCUUACGAAAAUCCAGCAGAAAGCUUCCUCAAUUUUGGAAAUGUUAAAGUCAAUUCGACAGUUGCGCGUGAAAUGUAUUUAUUUAAUCGCGGAAAAUACAAUAUCUUCUACAAGUUGAAGAAAGUUAAGAAUUUCCCAGAACCAGCUUUAUUGAAAUCUUUCGAAGUUAGUCCAGAAAGUGGAAUGUUGCCCGCUACGACUAAACUGGUCGCUGUAGAGUUUGAAUGCACGCCCACCACUUCAUUGAAUUUGGUUAACGUUCCUGCCUACACUUGUACAUUGUUAGAUGGUAGCAAAACUCAAAUGAUUGUCGCUAAAUUCCCAAUCUGUGUGACAAUUGCAUCGUUUUAUAACACUUUUACCCUUUUUCCUUUGGGUGAAUUGAAUUUCCAUGUUCUACCAGUUGGGGAGGGUGUAAAAAGAGACGUCAUCUUAAACAACACAAGUAAAUGCCCAUUUAUAUAUGAAAUAAUUUUACCGCCUGAAUAUCAAGUGGACCCUGAUGCUGCGCCACCACCAAAAUUAAAAGAUAACAAAAUAAAAAAUCCACCACUGAGAUGCGGAAACUUUGUAAUAAUGAACGAAGACAAUCUUCUAGCUCCUUCCACGAGCAGAGUUAUUCAAAUACAAUUUUUAGCAACAGCUCCAAAGAAAUUUGAAGAAACUAUACAUUUUGUCGUGAGCGAUACUUGUCCCGCUGAAGCUAAUGGAGUUCCGUUAAGACUAGUGGGAACUGGAGCUCUACCAAUACUUGACUUUUGGAAUUUGGAAACAACAUUUAGAGAACACAUGAUUGUUAAAAAUCUAUCAGAAUAUCCAACACCAGAGUCUUCACCUCAUUGUGUUUUCGUUGAAGACAUCGUGACAUUAUAUUUCUACGGCGUUGUCGUGAACACAAGUCACACGGGAGCACUGGAUUUGUACAACAGUGGAUUAGUACCCUGCGCUUUGACAAUGAAGUUACACUACCAAAAGAAUACUAACCAAGAAAUAUUAUACUUAGAUAAAUAUGAAACUCAUAUAGAACCGUUGAUGCACAAAAAAUUGAAUAUUAUAUUCAAUCCGAAAGCUUUAGAGGAUUACAGAGCAGUGUUAGAAGUUAAUUUAAAGAAAUUAGAGGGCCAAACUCAAAGUUUUCGAAUAUGUGUCAUUGGAGAAGGGGUAAUACCUAGGAUUCAUUUAGUGACGCCUCAAGUGAAAAGUAACAGAUUUACGAUACUACAAUUUCCGGUUACAUGCUUGGGUUCUGUCAGCAGUCGGCAUGUAUCGUUUAAGAAUAUAAGUCCUGUGAAUGCCAAAGUUGUGGCAGACAUUUUAUCAUCAAUGGAUGAAGGGCGGCCAUUGUUUUGGCUCACAGCUGCCCCAGAUACUGAUUUCGUAGUCCUCGACGGGAACAAUGAUAAUGUGAAUGUAACCUUGAAAAUAUCAAUUAAACCAAAUGAAAUUGUAACACUUUACGUACAUUUCAGUCCGUUACAAAAAGGGAAAACGCACUGUGAUAUUGUACUUUCUGUUGUUAAUAAUCCAUUUGAAAAGUAUACGAUAUUAUCUGAAGCCGAAGCAUUUAUGGAAGACGUAAUAUUAAUGGGACUUGAAAUGAUAUCGAUGGACAUCGACCUGGAUACGUAUAAAUAUUCAGAAAGAUCAACAAUAUCAACAACAGAUACGAGAAGACGAAGCAAAUCUUCAUCGGACAAAAAGAAAUUGAAGUUUACAGAUUCGAAGAAAAGUAAAAAGGUUUCUCAAGCAUCUAUAAAACAUAGUGAAAGCGACUCUUUCGCUGAAACUCCAGUUCUUAAAUAUCUUUUGGAUUUAGGGGGCUGCCAAUUAUGUUUUACACAAAAGAGAUCAAUAAUAAUGAUGAACAAUUCCGAAAAAGUGUAUAAAUUUGUUUGGGUCGAUUGCGACUAUGUUAUUGUAAGACCUUCUACGGGAUACAUAUCUCCAGGCGAAGAGAAGGACUUAGAAGUUAUAUUCUAUUCUUCACAGCCGAUUGAUCUUGAAAAGGAGAUUGUAACUUGUUCGUUAACAGUAGUUAGUGAUGAUUCUUUGACGGCCGAUUUGAGAGAAAUAACGUGGGAUAAUAGACAAACAAUGACCUUAUUUAAUCGUAACAGAGAUGCACACAUAAAUGAAAGAUGUGAUACGAUAAUAGAAGAUCAAACGUCAUCAAUAGCGAACGAAUUAACUGGAAAUAUUACUAUAGUCAUUAUUUAUUCAGUCAAAACUGAAUACACGAAAUAUAAAUGUGAUUUAGAAGAAGAGAAAACUUUACAAGACACAUUUAUUUACCAGAAAAGAAGUUUUGAUUUCAAAGUGGAAAAUAUAGGAAGAGUAGCUAUGAAAAUUUUAUGGAAUUUCAUUGUAGAUGACGAAUUUCCUGUUAGAAUUAAGAAGAAUGCUUUGAAGGAUGCCCCGACAGGAUCGUCUGAGAGUUUACACAAAACCAAUGAAACCGAGACAGGUGUUGUAGAAAGGGUUAUUGAACAUAUUAAUAAUGAUCCUAGCAAGAUGACAUUAUUCAGUGGCAGUUUAAGCCGAGACAGUGUGGAUACUUGGUUUGAAGUUGAUUUACCAUUCCACAUUGAACCCGAGAAAGCAUGUUUAAAUCCUAAUGAAAGUCAAAUCUUCAAAGUAACUUUCUCACCGCAAGAUGCAUUCUUGUUUAAAGUUAGAUUACAAAGCACUAUAGAUAAUUUAGAUCCUUACGAUCAAAAUAUAACUUGCAAAAUGACAGCUAGAUCAUUCAUACCAUACGUACAUCUUGAUAUAGAAGAAAGUGAUUACUUAACAUCAGGACAGAGGAAGGCGACAGGAACAUUACCUCCGCAUACAAUGGUGUUAGAAUUUAAAGUCCUUGGACCAGGAUGCUAUAAGAAAUCGUUCAGUGUAAUUAAUCCUACGAGUCAAUCGUAUGAGUUCAUAUUCGAAGUAGUGAUGUCAGAAGCACAAGAAUUUGUUCCCGUCCAUUGUAAUAAAUUAAAAGGUUAUGUGGAAGGCGGUACAUCAACUGAUGUUGUAUUUUCAUUUUCACCGACAGAUCCUGGGAUUUACGAAUCCCAAUGGAAAUUUUUAAUUCCUAUCCAUUCGCUGGUAAUAAAUUUACUAGUUGUAGGUUUUGUAAGGGAAUCGAACGUUGCCUUCGUGCCGACGAUUUUAUUAAUAAGAAACUCUCUGGUUGGAUUUACAAGUGAAAACGUGGUGAAAUUAAAGAAUAACGAGGAUGAAUGUCUAACAUUUGAAUUUAAAGGGAACUCGCUAUGCGAUGAAUCCGGAGAAACGCCAGUGGUGAUAAUGCCUGAACGUGGAAUAUUAAAACCACACUCUGAAACCCCGAUCAAUAUAAUUUAUACUCCAAUACACGAUGGUCCGUUAUCAUUUAAGAUAUUCUGCAGUGUUAAACAUAUGACAAAAGUGUUAACGUUAUGUGUUAAUGCUCUGAGCUACUCUAUCAAGCCGAUAGUUACGUAUUAUCUUAUUGGUAAUGAACACACACUUAAAAGUGAAGCUGUUACGAAUAUUCAUUUAGAUAAGACUGCAUCAACCUACGAAAGGACAGUUCCGUUCAAAAUAAAGAACGAUGGUUCCGCGACGUUUUUCUUCGAGUGGCAUUACUCCAGUACACCAGUCAAGAAGUAUUUGAAAGUGGACAUAGAACCAAAUAUCGGUCACGUCACGCCUGGGAACGAGAUCGACUGCAUUCUGCAUUUCAAUCUUAAGCAAGUUCCUGUGCAUGCUUUCCCUGUCACAUUGUCUAUAGUAGAUGGUCCUGAAUAUGAAAUUUAUCUUCACGCGGAAAUUGAAAAGCCUAAAUAUCAUUUCUCAUGCAUGGAAUUCGACUUUGGAAAAUGUAUAGUAAAUGCUCCGGAGACUACGUAUAGAAAAAACAUUGCUUUUGAGAAUUCUGACGAAGUGCCUUUAAUUGUUGACCUUAACUUUUCCAAUUUACCGGAACUGUACGUGCAGUACAAUAAAGAGUACGCAGUGGAGCCGAAAGGACGUAUGAAAAUAUCAAUUUACUUCCGCCCUAGAGAAGUCAAAGUGUAUGAAUUUAAAUUGCAAUUCUGGGUGAAUACGUUAUGUGAAGAAAUUGUUACAGUUAGAGGAGAAGGCGUACCACUGCUGUUUGAUUUAUACGAUGGCUGUCAGAAAAGCUUUGACUUGGGUCCUGUUAAAGUUGGUGAAAAGAUAGUGCGUCAAAUAGAAGUAAUGAAUCACAGCAAAGUGCCGAUAGACGCGAGCUUCUCUUUCAAAGACACAUACGCUUUAGUCGACGAUACGAACAAGUCUGAGGCGACAAGCAUUUGUUUAGGAUUCAGAGCUAGCGUUCAAGGAAGUGAUCCUGGACAUGACAGGGAUGAAAUGCUAAAAGCUUACAAGGAGGAUAAAAUUCAAGAACAAAUUGCUUUAGAUGUACAGAAUGCACUUUCAUCGUUAAAAGUUAUACCUAAUAAAUGCACCAUACAACCAUAUCACAAGGUUCCGUUGAAGAUUCAAUUUAAACCUGUUGGCAUUAUGACCAAAUUGAACGUUCAGUUGAUGAUGAAAGUGUUUCAUUUCGAGCGCCCUCUGGUACAACUGAGCGGCAGUGCAACGGGCAUGAGUCUUUGUCUAAGUCAAAACUCCCUUCAAUUCGGUCGCGUACGCAAAAGAGGCUGUAAGAUUUUAAAGGUUAUGUUACAAAAUAAAGGAGAUUUUAGUGCUAGGUUCUGGUGGCAGCCUCUAAAGACGGCUGAGUUCGCGAUAUCUCCCAUCGAAGGUAACAUAGCGGCGCGUACCGAUGUCACUUUUACUGUCACCUUCAGGCCGGCAAACCAUAAUCCCUUUAUUAAAGUUUGGGCCAGUUGCAACAUUGAGAACUACAAGCCUUUAGAAUUGGCUCUAUACGCGACGUGCAUUGACGCCGGCGCCGUUCAGAACAAGACAAUCAUUAUAGAAUGUCCCGUCAGGGAAAUAGAGACUGAACAUCUUGUGGUCACUAACCCUACCGACGAAAUGUGGCUGGUGUUGUCGGAAGUGACAGGGGAUGCGUUUACCACGCUCAAAGAGUUCAACAUUGAAGCUAACACGACGUUCGAUAUACCUAUUUAUUUUAAGCCCAAAUAUUUCGGUAAACACGAGGGACAAGUGCUAUACUCGCCUCUUGGAGAGAGCGCUCUCUUCAUCAAUCUUAUUGGUAUCGCUACACAUCCGAACCCUAACGGGGAUUUAUCACUUACUGUCAAAGAAAAGGAUGUGCAUACUGAAGAAUUGUUAGUUUAUAAUAUUACAGAGUUUCCCGAAUCGUACAUUGUAACAUCAGAAAUUGUAAAGAUCUUUCCUGACAAGUACGAGGGCUACUAUGAGAUAAAACAUCCGGACACCAUCAAGGUGUGGGGCGAGGCCACGGCGACUUGCCGCUGGUCCUUUGUCUGCUAUGAACAAUGCGAAAUGGAGGCAAAGGUUACAUUUACAAAUGAAGAAACACGCGAAUAUCAGUUCUACAACAUUGCAAUAACAGUCAUACCUAGUGGUAUCAAAGGUACCAUGAUAUUUAAAUCACGUGCGCGGGAGUCCGUGCAAAAAGAGUUGUCCAUCUUCAACCCUCUCAGCACAGAGGCGGAAUUUAACAUUCACUGCGAAAAUUUAGACAGCUCUGAAGUGAUUAAGAUUAACAGGAAUUCCAAAGCGCCAAUAACUUUGACGUAUGCUCCUCUUGUGGUUGGUGAAACAGAAGAAUACCUACAAAUUUUCAACCCACUUGUAGGCGUUUACAUGUACAAAGUGAUUCUUAUUUGUUUGCCAGCUAAAGAAAAAAAUCUAGAAUUUGCUACGUCGAUUGGAUCCUCCGUCCCUUUCAGAUUACGGGUGCAGAAUAAGACAGAACAAAAAGCGGAUUUCAAUAUUACGGUUUCCCAUCCUUCGAUUAUAAUUGAGGAAAAAUACGCACUUGGUCCUUUGGAGAAAGGUAAAGUACAGGCUUGGUUCGAGCCGACUGAAAUUGGCUGCCAAGAUUGCAGGGUUUCUUUGAACUCGCCUACUGCUGGUGAAUUUGUGUACAACAUAAAAGGUAAAGGCGAGAAGCCAAAACCUCAAGGGCCGUACUUGGUGAAAAGAGGAGAGUCCACGAUAAUAACGUUCAAAAACGUCUUUAUGGACACGAGAACUUUUAAAUUCGGUAUCGAUCAAGAAGAAUUUUAUUUAAAAUCAGUAAACGAAACUUUGAAACCGAAAAAGGAGUUAUAUUUGCCAGUUUACCUCAUGGAAUCGCCAGACGAAGUUCCUACGGGUUGCCUCACCAUAGAGACUCACGAGCCGAGUGAACCAAAAGUUCACUGGACAUUCUUCCUACAAGGCGUACCUUAA
Messenger RNA from Papilio polytes (common Mormon), 14887 nucleotides. Its product is annotated as hydrocephalus-inducing protein-like. NCBI's taxonomy places the organism in Eukaryota, Metazoa, Arthropoda, Insecta, Lepidoptera, Papilionidae. The transcript has 81 exons. Gene Ontology annotation, biological process: axonemal central apparatus assembly; cilium movement. The record is from RefSeq and is a predicted model, not a curated record. The coding region runs from base 38 to 14887 and encodes 4949 amino acids. Gene Ontology annotation, cellular component: axoneme.